CGUGUCCCGCGCAGCGCCGCGCAACGUUCGAAAUUCGAAUUCAAAUUUCAAAUUUCGAACUCCGGACACUUCGAAUCCGUUAGAUUCGUAUUUAGACUCUCGUGUGUGUUAUUAUUAGAAUUAGACCGUUUUUUUGUGAUUUGUGAUAGUCGGUUUGAAAUUUAUUGUGACAAGUUGACAACAGAGUGGUUAAAGUUCAAUUCGCGUUCACCUUUGGGUUAAAUGGAUAUUUAGAUUUUAUGAAACUUUGUGAUUUUACAUUUCAAGUGGAUUGUGUGUGUUUGAGACUAAAAGUGACUUGCUCAGUAUAAUAUUGGGACAGACAUGGGACGGCCGCUAGUGACGUGACAUACGAGAUGCAACGCGUCUCUGUGACGCAGUUAUCGACCGUCGAACUAGUGUAGUGCUCCAUCGAUACGUCAGGUUAUACCACGAAUGAACACCCUAAUGCUGACGACGACUGGAUCGGUAGACGAUCAGCCUUUGGACAGCAACAUGUCUUUUUCAUCGUACAACAUGAUGGACUCCGGCGGCGCCAUCGACUCCCCCCCAACCUACCAUCGGAGCUACGAACAAUACGUCCAAGGCGGCGUCGAAAACAGCACCGACUCCACCCAAGAACAACCUAGCCCUGAACUAGUCGUCUGGUCUACCUUACCCUACGGUCUGGACUACAGAACUCAAUACGACUACAGACCUUAUGAGACCAGAGACUAUUCCCCCCAGCAAUACGUUCGGGCGCCAUUUGCAACGAAGAUGGGGCAGUCGAAAGCGCUCAAGGAGGCUAGGAUACGAAGACCAAUGAACGCGUUCAUGGUGUGGGCGAAGGUCGAGAGAAAGAAACUGGCUGAUGAGAACCCGGAUCUGCAUAAUGCGGAUUUGAGUAAAAUGCUAGGUAAAAAAUGGCGCUCCCUGACUCCGCAAGACCGACGACCGUUUGUAGAAGAGGCCGAGAGGCUCCGAGUCAUCCACAUGACGGAGCACCCCAACUACAAGUACCGGCCGCGGCGGCGGAAGCAGAACAAGACGCGGCCUAACCAGCCCGCGCCUCCCGCUAGCGCGCCCCCCACCUCCGCCGCCCUCGGCUCCCCCUAUGCCACUACGACCGAUUCGCCCGACGCACGGUUCUCCCACAACCCAGGCGCCGGCUUCUCGCCUUACAGAACCUCUCCCCUCGCAUCGGAUUACCAGUCCAACCAGUUCAACGGCCACGUCCAAACUCCCGAGUCUUCCCCGGCAAGGUCACCGGAACCCCAAGGACGGAGGAGCGCGCCGGCCGAAGCCCCGCUCCCUACUCCUGACGCGUCACCAGUAGAAAACGAGAAAGAGAACUUCCAGUACGAGGAGCGGCGAAGAGCCAUCAACGCUUCCUCCAUGUCCGAUUCCUACUCCCCUUACAAGACAUACAGGACGCCUGGCUCGUUCUCCCCGGCUCCUGUCGCCGCUAUGGGCAUGGCUAAUGGCAUGUACGUCAUGUGCACGCAAAGGACUUUAGCGGAGCAGCCGCCUCUCGUCACCGGAACGUUCUUCCCUCCUGUCGCGACCUCCCAAGACCAGCAGGCGCUAGGCACGUCCACGCCCAGAGUAUCGUCCGCUCCGAGCGGCCCAAUGAACGCCGAAUACAGCAUCCAGUACCACCCGUACGAAUACGAGCAGAUGUACAAAACGGAGGAUUCCUACGUAGCACAAUCGCACUACCCUGAACAGCCUAAGACCGAGUACGAUACCGGAGGCAGUUACUUCUCAGAAGAGCCGCCUGCCAAUCAGGAAUCGGAGCAAUUCAUGAGCCAGCGGCCUGAGAUCAGGACCGGCUCACCAGAAUCUGAUGUGGAUGCGAGGGAGUUCGAUAAGUACUUGGACUAUGCUCCUGAGCAGAUGGAGCAGCACCAGUAUAGAUACGAGCAGCAGCAGCAGCAAGGGUACAGGGUUUCGCCGUACUGUCCGGAGCAGGCGCCAGGGCCUGAAUACUGUUCUGAGAGGAUGUACCCGUCUCCGUACGCUUCAGUGAUCUCCGGGCCGCCGCCCGCGGCCCCGUACCCCGCGCCCGCCGCGGCGCUGGCCGAGGCUCGAACAGACGACGAGUUCAGCGUCAUCUUGGCCGGGGUCCGGCAGACGUGCUACAGUAACUGAUCCUCUCCAGCCUUCCUAUUAGUAGCCCAAAGAGUAUAUUUCCACAGUUUUGUGAUCGAAUCAAUGUUUAAAUUCCUAGUAAGAAUUAAAUUCUGAAUUAUGACUCUUGCGUUAGUUUGUAAUUGUAAAUGCCUGAAACGUUAUAAAGUUUUCGUAUGACUUAAGUAGGAUGUAGAUUUUGUAUUAUAUUGCCGGUUAUAGGCGACCAUCGUGAAUUAUACUGGAUAUUUAUAAAUUAUAAUAACUUUAGGAUUUCUAUUAAUGUUGGACGCAGCAUGUUGACCAGUGAUUUAGAAUUUAUUUGUGCAAAUAUGUGAAAUAGAAUGUGAUUCUAACUAUCUAUAAUUCUGUUUCGUUAGAACCGAAAAGAAAUUCCUGCAUACCUUGCAACGCUCACGCAAAAUUCUUUGCCGAGAACCGGCCACUUAGUGAUUCUUUCGGAAUAAAUUUUAACUCAUUAGGCUUAUGGUCUAAUACCAAGUGCAUUUUCAAAUAUGGCCGUAGUUUGGCAAAAACUAUCAUGUGAAACCCCGAUUUUUCUGACGACUGCACUUCGGAAAUUAUCUACACUUUGCAUUAGUCCAUUGAAGGCCACAUUUAAUCGUGUUCGGGGCGUCAUCCUAAACCUUGUAGUGAAGGGUAGCGCGCGUCAGUUAACGUAUUUGGCGGUCGAACGGUUAUGCAUAUUUUAUUUCAUUCUGAUUUAAAUUUUGAAAGACUAUAUUGCAGUUUUGCAAUGAUUUAAAAAUCGUCCCCUUUGUAAUAUAUUGGUGCUAUGUAAAUGUCCAUAAUCAGUGGCGUAGCUAGGCGUGGGCGGAUGGGGCCCUUGCCCACGGCCUCGCACUUAGGGGGGCCUCGCAAAGCCAACCUUUUUAUUACCUUGGGAAUGCACAUUGAAAAGGGCCUCAUAGGUGUGGUUUCGCUUCGCCCAUGGCUAGAUUAGUUCACGCUACGCCACUAUCCAUAAUAACACUAAACAUGUAUUUGCACUACGAGACAGCGAUUCCUAUGUAAAAGAUUAUUUAUUUUUAGCUGUCGCACUUUGUAUAUUUCUAGGUAAAAUGAGUUUCGAAAUUAAUGUAACUCUCAAUAGAGUUCUGCUGAAAUUCUAAUAUAAGACGAGAAAGUAUUUUUUUACUAGUUUUAAAACAAUUUUUGGUGAUUAUAUCUUUAUGUUCACUUCCAAAAAUAAAAUAGUAGGUAUUGUAUAAAUUAAUUUUCAAUAUUUCAAUAUGCAAAAAUCGAAAUUACCUACAUUUUUAUUUUUCUUCCUUUUUUUAACACAAUCAAAUACAUUAUUAAUAGGCGCAUGCCACACUGCAUCCGAUUGGCAUGUCGCUCCGAUGUUUGAGGGAGAUAACGCUAUGCACGUAUUAUAGCGACGUGCGAAUCGGAUGCAGUGUGCCAUGCGCCUUAAAGGCUCACACGAAAUUUAGACCAAACUUCACGAAAAUGCGGGGGUGACCCGUUAGAAAUAUUUAUAUUUAAAUAAUUGGGUCAAAAUUAUUUUCGUUGUCUUGUUUUUUGUCCCCAAGAAAUGAGACGGAGAGAGAGACGGCUUUUUGUAUGAGAUAAAAUUUUGUGUUUAUUUUUUCUCAUGUAAAAUAUACAGCUAGAUAGAUAUACAAUAGAACUCGACUUUUUUUAUUUGAUAGAAGACAUAGAUACAAGCGUGACAGAGUGGUCAGAAACAACACAACGUAAAA
Messenger RNA from Cydia pomonella (codling moth), 3836 nucleotides. RefSeq names its product transcription factor Sox-17-alpha-A (gene Sox15). NCBI's taxonomy places the organism in Eukaryota, Metazoa, Arthropoda, Insecta, Lepidoptera, Tortricidae. The record is from RefSeq and is a predicted model, not a curated record. Gene Ontology annotation, molecular function: DNA-binding transcription factor activity, RNA polymerase II-specific; RNA polymerase II cis-regulatory region sequence-specific DNA binding. The coding region runs from base 436 to 2130 and encodes 564 amino acids. The transcript is spliced from 4 exons. Gene Ontology annotation, biological process: cell differentiation; regulation of DNA-templated transcription; anatomical structure morphogenesis.